AUGUCUCUAUCCCCAAACAGCAACGCGUUGGCUCUGAAGCGCAAGCUACAGCAGCAGGCUGACACUCGCCACGAGCCAAGAUCCAAACGCCAUAGUAUCUCAGGAUACGAUCCACAGGCCCCAUGGCUUUUCGAGUCUGGCAGACCGCUCAACGGCUGGCGCACGCUGGGUGACCCAGCGGUCCAUAACUCUAUGCCACUGGCCAAUAUGGUUUCUGCAGUGCAGGAUCUGAUCGAUCCAGACUUCGAUCCACUGACAGCCAUCCUGGACGAGGAGCCACGAUUUCUCAAGGCGCUCCCUGAUCGAAUCGCGAGGGAAGACCUGGAGUUCUUGCGCUUUCGUGGCGCCCUGUCGAUUCCAGAGAGCGGCUUGCGUAAUGAAUUGUUGAGGUCGUAUACACAAUGGGUCCACAGCUUUAUGCCUGUGCUCAACUUGCAAGAACUCUUGAAUUGUGUGGCAGAGAACGACCCCAAUGGAAAUAUCAGUGUUCUGCUCUUCCAGGCCGUUAUGUUUGUAGGGACAGCCUUUAUCGACAUUAAGCAUCUACAGGAUGCAGGGUAUUCGACGAGGAAGGAUGCACGGAAUGCUUUUUUCACUCGAUUACGACUUCUUUACUCACUUGAUUGCGAAGAAGACCGGAUCGUCAUUUUGCAAACACUUUUGCUGAUGACAUAUUGGUCGGACCCAGAGAAUAGCCUACAGCGGGAUAUUUGGGACUGGAUCGGAGUGUGUAAUACACAGGCACAUUCCAUUGGAUUGAACAAAGACCCAUCUACUGCCGAACUUGACCCCAAACUUAAACGACUGCGCACCCGACUCUGGUGGUGCCUUUACUCCCGAGAUCGUUUGAUUGCUAUGGGGAUGCGGCGCCCGAUGCAGGUAAACGAAGGGACGAGCAAUGUCCCUAUGUUGAAACCUGAAGAUUUCGACUUUGAACCAUUCUCCCCAUCUGCGGUUCGUCUCUUCCACUGUCGACAACUUGAGGAUGUGUCACACCAAAGACGCCUCGCCACCAUGUUCAUUGAAAAGGUCAAGCUAUGCCAAUGCAUUGGAAGGGUGAUCUUCGCACAAUAUGCGCCAUCACAGCGACAAUUUGGAGUCACAGACAGAACGACUAUUACAUUGGUUCCUCGUCAAGCUUCGGAAUCGGAGUUUACUCGAUGCAGCCAAAAACUUGAUUCGUGGCUUACUGGUCUACCCAAAGAUGCACAGUUUAUCCCGGCAUCUAAGAGCAAUUUCCGGGAUGGCGAGGAUGUACUGCUCUUACAUGGCGCUAUGCUUCGUAUGCUGUAUCAUGCAACUAGCAGCGCUCUCCACCGGCCUUGGGCAGCCCAUUCUAAAGACCAGUCAAAGUCUCGCACUGAAUGGCGCAAUGCUGCCCGUACAAAAAUGCACGAGGCUGCCUCUGGAAUCACUCAUAUUGUUCAAGGCCUCAAUCAGCUCAAUCUGACACGCUUCUUGCCACAAUCUGGCGUGACAGUAAUCCUGCCAGCGGCAGUGGCACAUCUUUCCAACUCCAUGUCUGACAACCCAGCCAUUCGCGAGAGUAGCGUAUACAAUUUUCAACGCUGUAUUCAUGUUCUUCACUGUCUGAAGGAUAUGUACCCAGCCGCCAACGUUGAGUUUGCCAACCUCGAGGCUGCAAUCAAGUUGCAAUCGGGCAACUACAUCAACAACACAUUCUUUCAGAUCAUGCAAUAUAACUUUGACACCCCAGCUACUCCUCUCGAAUUGAAGAGAACACAAAGCAAUGCCGACUCAAUAUCCACCCCUCACUCCUUCCGCCAAGAUAGCAAUAAAUCCGAUGUCCAAACUCCAGCAUCCCACAGAGCCGCAUCUAUAUACGAAGAAAAUCAAGUUCAACAAAGAAACAUGAGUAUCCCUACACCUCGCGAACAAUCUCAAACUCCACAGCAAAACCGUCGCCCUUUCCCCAAUGACUUUGAUGACCACUUCGCAGCCGACACAGGCUCAGACGAUUCUAAUCCUUUCAACUAUCUCUCUGUUGACUUCAACUUUCCCGACACAGCAGAUCCUUCUGCAAGCACCACGCAACCAAUGGAGAUCUCACCCCCAGCAGAAGACAUUGAUGAUCUAGACUGGACAAAGGCUCUUUUCCAGGGGACAUCAUUACAUGAACUCGACAAGUCAGGAUCAUUGGACCAAAAUCAUCGCCAGAAUCAGAAUUGGACACAGCGACGUGAUCUGGAGCGGGAACAAGAACAGGAUCUGUUUGAUUUUGCGCUCAAGGAUGACGAUUAUGAUAAUAUGGCCAGACAUCGAUCUGGACAUGGUGAUAUUACGGGUGAUUUGGAUCGUGAUUUAGGAUUUUAA
Messenger RNA from Penicillium verhagenii, 2334 nucleotides. RefSeq names its product transcription factor domain-containing protein. Bases 1 to 2334 code for a protein of 777 amino acids. The transcript has 2 exons. Lineage: Eukaryota; Fungi; Ascomycota; Eurotiomycetes; Eurotiales; Aspergillaceae. Gene Ontology annotation, biological process: DNA-templated transcription. Gene Ontology annotation, molecular function: DNA binding; zinc ion binding. The record is from RefSeq and is a predicted model, not a curated record.